UUGGCUAUGAAGGUAGAUAUCCUCAUGGUAUGAAGACGUGUGUUGAGCAACUGUGGACUACAAGACUACUGGUAUGAUGUUGAUAAACCGGAAGGAAAUAGGAGAUAUUGAAAAUCGGCACAAGUUCGGGGAAGCAUUUAGGUUGUGACGUAAGGUGGUCACAUGGACUAUGGAGCACUCGUCCAGUGCCGGCCUGGAUCCUCACAGGACCUCACUAAGUUACCAGCAGUAGCAUCCCUCAACCCCAAUCACCUCAACCCCCCUCAAUCUUCCAUCCUACAUUAACUAUCCCAGUACCUACAUAGGUCCAAUUGGCAAUACCACAUGCAAUAGUUAUUUGACAUUAUUAACCUCCAAGGCUACAUAUGUACAUAUGGCAUACUAGAAAAACCCACUAAGUUCACCAAGUAAUGCUACCUACCUAUCUGCGUAGGGCCUAGGCUGCUAGUUAGCUACUAGACUUCACGGUACGCCUACAUAGUAACGCACAACUGUUGCGCAACAACCGAUAUCUACAUACCUAAUCUUGAGUCUUUACGGACAAAUGACAUACGCGUAUUAUAGCCGUACCAAGGUACUAGGCAGAUAGGAAACGAGGGGGAGAAGGGGUCUGCAUUGCAUUAUCAUUAUCGUCAUGGCAUCUAGAAUGUCGGAUACGGUGGGACCUUUCGCUUCCAAUUCGCGAAGAUUAUCUCCCAUGUCCCCAAAUCUGGAGAGGUCGACAUCCGAUCCGCAUUUCGCACACCGGGUAUCUUCUCAGGAUAGAAUCAGUGGAAUACUAGAGACCGCUAGAGACCGUGCCGAUACAAUCAGCACCUACGCAUCGGGCCGUAGUUCUAGGAUGAACUUUCAACAUAUGCCGGAACGCGAUGGCAGGGAUGACGAGCCUGACGAAACCACGAGUAUCGCGACAGCACGCGACCACGUGUCCAAUUACCAGAGCACUUCCGUUUCUCCCAAUCCUAGGAAUCGAAGACCUGUACAGCAGGAGUUAGAGGAUGAUUGUCCACCAACGAACGGCGCCAAUGGCCAUAAGAGCAAUAAUCAAUGGCUCAAGCAUUGCCUCGACGGCGUAUGGUCGGUAGAAUUGGAGAAUAAAGGGAGCGUGGCUAGGGACCAUCUAGCAUUAGAACGAACAUUCCUUGCGUGGCUACGCACAUCGCUCUCCUUUGCGUCGAUUGGUAUAGCUGUCACCCAGCUAUUCCGUCUCAACACGUCGAUUGAUCAAAACGAUCCCCGUUAUCACACGAUUCGAAAUAUAGGGAAACCUCUGGGGUCAACGUUUAUAGGCAUAUCCAUAAUAGUCUUGUUGCUGGGAUAUCGUAGAUAUUACCAAGGGCAGCAAUGGGUGAUUAAGGGGAAGUUCCCAGCCUCGAGGGGGACUAUAAUAAUAGUGUCGCUGGUUGCAUGUGCUGUUAUAGUUGUUAGUCUUUUUGUUGUGUUAUUCACGGAACCUACAGGAUUGGAUUCAAGGUGAUAUUUGGAUUGGAUGUAUGUAAGUCUACAUGUAUUGUGUGUAAAUCAAAAAGUUGGAUACAACAUCAAAAGUUAAUUGAGUACCUAGUUUCAAUCUUAUAUUGAAUAGUUUCAAUUCAAUCUUAUAUAAAUGAUUGUCUUGAUGAUUAUUCAAUUCUUCAUCUAAUCCAUCCAAUAAAUCUC
Messenger RNA from Hypoxylon fragiforme, 1659 nucleotides. RefSeq lists its product as uncharacterized. Lineage: Eukaryota; Fungi; Ascomycota; Sordariomycetes; Xylariales; Hypoxylaceae. The record is from RefSeq and is a predicted model, not a curated record. The coding region runs from base 635 to 1477 and encodes 280 amino acids. The transcript has 5 exons.